AUGGUUCUUGAAGUCAUUGUUCCUCAAGAAUGGCAAGUAUUGCCGGAGGCAACCUUGAGAACAGAGCUACUUUAUCUUAUCACAAUUCAAGAAACUCAGCGAGCAACAAGUGCUUUUGGUGUCUACAAUGGCGUGACAGCAAAGUCAUUAGAGUUUAACGGUUAUCUAUGGUUCAAGAAAUUAAAUGACUUAAAUGAAGAACCUGACUUCAACAUUUAUGUGCUGUUGGAAAUACCGUUUAUCCCAUCUUCUUCAAUUCAGGAUGACGACUCCACCUGUUCAGAGUGUGACUCAGAACAAUUACUUUCUGAUGACGAACCUUGUUCUACUUGUGAUGAGUAG
This is a messenger RNA of Cotesia congregata, 342 nucleotides long. The record is from the annotation of a GenBank genome assembly. NCBI's taxonomy places the organism in Eukaryota, Metazoa, Arthropoda, Insecta, Hymenoptera, Braconidae.